This is a messenger RNA of Zychaea mexicana, 795 nucleotides long. RefSeq lists its product as uncharacterized. The record is from RefSeq and is a predicted model, not a curated record. Gene Ontology annotation, molecular function: glutaminyl-tRNA synthase (glutamine-hydrolyzing) activity. Lineage: Eukaryota; Fungi; Mucoromycota; Mucoromycetes; Mucorales; Lichtheimiaceae. Gene Ontology annotation, biological process: glutaminyl-tRNAGln biosynthesis via transamidation; regulation of translational fidelity. The transcript has 3 exons. The coding region runs from base 107 to 712 and encodes 201 amino acids.
UAGUAAUAAUAAUAAUGAUAAUAAAUUGUAAUGAUUAUAUAUGCCACCCUUAAAAAGGGGGACGACCUGUCAAAGGGGGGAGUAACCAUGGUGAAAUGUAUGAUGUAUGGCAACAAGUUAUUAUGCUGCUGCUGCUGUUGUUGUCAAGGAAACCAGAUAUAGCAACCGCAAAUUCUGGAGUAUUUCCUUUUUUUUUGUUGGUUGCGCUCAGACACGAUCAAUGUUCCAAUCAGCAACACGCCCAUUACUGCUGCAGCAAAGGUCGUUUGCUACCAGUGUAGCCAUUACAAAAAAUAGCGGAUCAGUCAAGGUCGAUAAGGAUUGUCUGCCUCUCUCAGCGACAUGGUCGAUUCGAUCUCUACUAGCAUCCUCAAACGAUCAACAACAAGCGAGCAUUACGGAUGAACAGUUCAAUCACCUAUUCCGACUCGCUCAGUUGCGACCUCCGGAGAGUCAAAAAGAGCAAGACAAUCUCAAACGGGAUCUGGAACAAAUGGCUCGCUUCACACAACAGAUCCAACAGCUUGCCAUGACGGACGUGGAGCCCUUGGUUCAGUUGUGGGAGGACAAUGUGGGUAUGAUUACACGCUCCGAUAAUGCGCCCACGGAAUCAGGAGAACCACGAGGCCGAGUUUUAUUGCAACACGCUGAGCAAAAGCAGCAUGGCCAUUUUUAUGUGGUGCAGACCAAAGUGUCGGCCGAAGCGGAAUAAAAUCUAAUCUUAAAAAGAGAGAGAACGUGGGGGUGAGAGAGAGAGAGAGAGAGUGAAAUUUCUCUGGUUCGGCUUAUUUUCCU